Molecule: messenger RNA, 975 nt
Organism: Besnoitia besnoiti
Lineage: Eukaryota; Apicomplexa; Conoidasida; Eucoccidiorida; Sarcocystidae
Product: SAG-related sequence SRS29C
Exons: 1
Coding region: 1-975 (324 amino acids)
Cellular component (GO): membrane
Source: RefSeq, a predicted model, not a curated record
AUGGUGAGUCUGUGGAUCGGAUUCGUCUCGUAUCUGCCCGAGGGUGAAUGUUGGGCGCCGCGGUACAACUGGCUGGCGCGCGAGGGGAGAUUCACAUGCUACCCGAAUGUUGGUGAAACUGACGAAUUUUUGGCACUUUCCUAUGGAGAGGUGCAGCACAUCACACUUGUUUGUGCAGAUGGGACGCCUGUGCCUUCUAACCUCGUGACGGCAGGUAAUCGCCAAGUUUGCGCAGGGAGACUCUCAGCAGCAGACUGUCAGAAAGGAGCUGCCCCAUUGGCUAAAUUUGUCUAUGGGGCCCAAGAUGACUGGUUCACAGGCACGGAUUCCAGGACAGGAGUAACAAUCACCAUCCCGGACAAGUAUUUUCCAGUUGCGGGGGAGGAGUUCAGUAUUGGUUGUAAGGGCAUCUACACGUGUAUGCUCACAGUGUUCCUCCAACUCAGGAGUCCACGAUAUGAGAUUCAGGAGGCUGGCUGCUCCUACAACGCCAAUAAACGGUUGCCUCAGAUUGUAAUGAACCAGGAUAAGAACGUGUUAACGGUAAUGUGCAGGCCCGACGGCGAGAUGUUCCCCCCUGAUUACAAGGACAAGCACUGUACGGAGACUCCGUUUGGCCCGUGCCUCGAACGACGGUAUUCUGAGGUGCUACCGCGCUAUAACGAAACGUGGUGGAGCGGCGAUCCUUCAUCAAUGGAAGGAGCAUCACUCACAAUCCCUAAAGACAGCUUCCCCAAGACAACACAGCAUUUCACGGUAGUCUGCAUUGGUCCGCGGCCUCACCCUCGAAAUAAGUGUGUUGUGCCUAUAGAGGUGUCUGCGCCCUCGGAACCGGGGCAGGGGAGUGUAACAGAUGUUAGUCGCGGUGGUGGAGAACACAUAGGUGGGACAAGCGGGAGCCAUAAAGUGUCUACGCAUCAGCUUUCAGCUGUGAUGUCGGGGCUUCUGACCACUGGGUAUUUUUGCUUAUUCUAA